This is a messenger RNA of Paramecium sonneborni, 2600 nucleotides long. Lineage: Eukaryota; Ciliophora; Oligohymenophorea; Peniculida; Parameciidae. The record is from the annotation of a GenBank genome assembly.
AUGGUUGGAUAUUAGAUGAAUUAUUAGAAAAGUGUCAUCCAAUUUGUGGUGAUGGAAUUAUUCAAGGUUAAGAAGAAUGUGAUCAUACUAAUUUAAUAUCUAAUCAUUCUUGUUAUUAAUGCAAAUAUUCAUAUAUACAAUUUUGUUAAAUUUCUUAAUUUGGAAUUUGUCUAUAAUGUUAAGAUGGAUUUGAAUUUUCUGUAAAUAGGUAAUAUUGCAUACCUAGAUGUGAUGAUAGUAUCAUUUAAGUAUUCGAAAAAUGCAAUGAUUGUGAUAUAAAAUGUUAAGUUUGCAGAGAUUAAAAAUGUUAGUUGUGUGAAAUUGGAUGGAUACUUAUAGAUAAUACAUGUUAAUCUUUUUGUGGAGAUGGAGUAAUUGCUUUAAAUUCUAUUGAAUAAUGUGAUGAUGGAAAUUAGAUUGAAAAUGAUGGAUGUUUUGACUGCCAGAUUGAGUGCAUUCCUAAUUGCCUUUCAUGCUUCAAUACUGAAGUUUGUUUUAUGUGUUAAGAGCAUUUUCAAAUAAAAGAUUAAUCAUGUUUACCAAUCUGUGGUGAUGGCUUUAUAAUUAUUGGAUAUGAGUAAUGCGAUGAUGGAAAUAUUGAACCAUAUGAUGGAUGCAAUUAAUGUUAAUAUGAUUGUUCAUAAGGAUGUCUUGAUUGUGAAAAUGAACAAAUUUGUAGAUUAUGUCAAAGUUAAUACAUUUUAAAUAAUGAAACAGCUAAAUGUUAAGAGAUCAAAUCUUUAGACGAUUUGAAUAAAGAUAUAAAUAACUAUAAAGAUUAAAUUGAAAAUACUUUUAAUGUUAGGUGCAGUAACAAUUACAUUUUAAUAAAUAAUUAAUGUGUUAAUUAAUGUGGAAAUGGAUGGCUUGAUUUAGAAUAUGAACAAUGUGAUGAUGGAAACUUAAUUGGAGGAGAUGGAUGUACAUUUUAUUGUUUUGAAGAAGAUUCUUAUUAAUGUCAAAAUACAGAAGGUAGUAUGAGUCUGUGUUCUUACAUUUUAGGUCCUAAAUUUAUGCUAAAUCGUCUAUCGAGUGAAAAAAAUCAAACUUAAGUAAUUGAAUUAAGAUUUACAUAAAAAAUCAAAUUAUUAACUAAUUUAAGCUUUGAAGAAUUUGCAGCAGUCUCACUUAUUCCAGAUACUCAUGCAGCUAUUAAUAUUAAGCCAAUAGUAAAUCUAUCAACCAUAUUUGACUCUCCAAUUUAUUAAAUUUUUGUUGAAUUCAUAGAACCUGUCAAGGAUCCUGUUCUAUAAAUCGAUAUUGCUUAAUUUAUUAUUAAAAAUGAACAAGAUUUAGAUUUAAUUAACAAUUAGUCGCGAAUCAGUCUUGGUAACCCUUUUGUGUUAUCUGAGACAACUCAAAAAUAAGUAACAUAAAUCCUACUUCUUAAUGAUGGAAUGAUUUAUUCCAUGAUUAGUAUUUCAGGGUUAUCGUUGCUAGCUGGUAAUACCAUAAUGCUAUUUAAUUUAUUAGAUCUAUUAUAAUCUCUAUCCUAUAUUAGAUUUAUGUAAUAUUCAUUUCCACCUCAUUUAAUAUAAUUUCUGGACGCCUUUACAAAAAUAUCAUUAAAACCAAUAUUGGAUUAUUUUAGAAUUGAUGAAAUAUUAAGUUCCUUAAAUGGGGGAAGUUUACCAUUUUAAAGUAAAAAAUCUUCCAACAAGUAUUCAAAUUAAUUAAAUUAAUUAAACUAAUUUUACUUGCUGAACGCUAAAAGUUGUUAUUUCUCCAUAAUUGUUUCAUUAAUAACAUAUAUAAUUUGUAAUUUAAUCACAUCUCACAAGUUUGAAAUCUUACAUAAAAAUUUAUUCUAAAGAUACUAAAAUAAUUAUAGAUAUUUGCUGGUUGAUGGGUUUUUUACAAAAAAUCUUCAGAAAUUUUGCAAUAAAUUUAAAUAAUAAUACUUUUCUUUUGGGAUAUUUAAAGUUUAUAUAGCAAUACUUCAUUAGCUAUUAUUUAGUGCUUUUUUAUAAUUUCCAGAUUACAGCUUCAAUUCACCUCUUAUGGUUGUUAAUAGUAUAAAUGCAAUUAUUGGAUUAAUGGUAAUAAUAUAUAUUGGUUUAUAAUUACUUUCUAUUACAUCAUCUAAGAUAAAAGAUAAAAAUAAAUGGUUAUAUUUUUAUUAAGACUAAAAACUUUAAUUUUGGGCUGCUAAUUUUAGACCCUUUUAAAUCUACAGAAUAAUGUUUUAUAUAUUUACGAUUGUUGUAGCUCUAAACUAUCCAUAGGUAUAAUCAAUUUUACUUUCAAUGUCCUCGUUUUUUUAUUUAAGUUAUAUAUUAAAAUUUAAACCUAUUUAGUCUAACUAUGAAUAUGCCAAGCUAAUGUCAAGAGAAUUUUUCUUUAUUCUAAUAACAGGAUCAUUUUUAAUUUAUAGUUUUGAAUUUGAUGAAAAUUAACUGUUACUUUAUGGAUGGAUUCAUAUUACCCUUUUCACUCUAAUGUUAAUAUCAAAUUUAAUCAUUGAUUUAAUUGAGAACAUUGAUAAAGCAUUGUAAAAUUAUAAGAAAAAGAAAAAUUUAGAAAAAAUACAAGAAAUAAAAACUUAUCACUACAAUUCUCUUCAAAAAUUUAUUGAAGUUGCAGAUUUAAAAAAAAAAUGA